Molecule: messenger RNA, 414 nt
Organism: Cryptosporidium ubiquitum
Lineage: Eukaryota; Apicomplexa; Conoidasida; Eucoccidiorida; Cryptosporidiidae
Exons: 4
Coding region: 1-414 (137 amino acids)
Source: RefSeq, a predicted model, not a curated record
AUGACAAAAAAAGAUGCAAGAAAUUCCUUGAGAGCAAGUAUAGAGACUACUAGUAGUUCCGUUUUAGGCUCAGGAGAAAAUAUUAACAACAAUUCUCCAAAUAGUAAAAGAAAAUGUGUUAAGAAAGAGUUUAAUGAUACUGAAGCUAACGUUAUUGAAAGCUAUAAGAAAAAACUCGAUGAACACAAAGACCUUUUACAUGAAUCAAUGACAAAAUUCCUCAAUUCAUUAUAUGACGAGUUAGAGAAUUCAAGAGUAAAUCUCGAGGCAUCCUGUGUAAGAUCUUUACAAAGAUAUGGUGAUUCAAUUAAAAAGUUGGAAUCAUUAAAGAGUCAAAAUAUGGAAAGUUCUCUUAAAUUAAAAAAAAUGCAAAAUAUGUUUCAAAAAUUUUCUGAUAAAAUUACACAAGUUUAA